GACCACACACCACCAACUUGCACACACACAGACAGAUAGACAGACAGACAGACACACCAGCAUCGGCGAUCACUCGGGGUCGAGUAUGAUUGUCCUUCUGGUGGGUUCUGCUUGUGGGUCUUCAGAUGGCUGAAGAGGUCGAUCAGGGAGCCACAUAUUUUUAUGCAGUGUGGGCAAGGGUGAGUGGUGGUGGUGGUGGUGGUUGGGCCUUCUUGGUGAAAAGUCUCUCCUUUCGAAGUUGCCGCCUGUCCUCAGCAGAACGGCGGAGAUCUUCCUCGUACCGUGCUACUCCCUCGUGGACAGCUUUCCUCCAUGUCCACCUGUCUUUUGUUGUGUCCUCCCAGCUGGAGAUGUUCGCCUCCUCCAGGACAUUGGUGUUGGUGCGCCUGUCUUCCCAGCUGAUCCUCAUGAUGGCAUCUUUGGUGGAGCAUGUCAUACCCAAGAGCAUUUCAUACCCAGAAGCAUGUCAGACCCAGGAGCAUGUCAGACCCAGGAGUAUGUCAGACCCAGGAGUAUGUCAGACCCAGGAGCAUGUCAGACCCAGGAGUAUGUCAGACCCAGGAGCAUGUCAGACCCGGGAGAAUGUCAGACCCAGGAGCAUGUCAGACCCAGGAGCAUGUCAGACCCAGGAGUUUGUCAGACCCAGGAGCAUGUCAGACCCAGGAGUAUGUCAGACCCAGGAGUAUGUCAGACCCAGGAGCAUGUCAGACCCAGGAGUAUGUCAGACCCAGGAGUAUGUCAGACCCAGGAGCAUGUCAGACCCAGGAGCAUGGCAGACCCAGGAGAAUGUCAGACCCAGGAGCAUGUCAGACCCAGGAGAAUGUCAGACCCAGGAGCAUGUCAGACCCGGGAGUAUGUCAGACCCAGGAGCAUGUCAGACCUAGGAGCAUGUCAGACCCAGGAGCAUGUCAGACCCAGGAGCAUGUCAGACCCAAGGUCCUCUUCUGAGUGGGCAGUGAUGUCAUUAUCAUCUGCAUACUGAAGCUCCACAUUGGAAGUGUUGAUGAGUUUGCUCUUGGCCUUCAAUCUGUUGAGGUUAAAGAGUUUGCAGAUAGACAAACAGACAGACAGACUCUCUCACACACACACACAUAUACACACACACACACACACAUACACACACACCAACCCAACUCUCCUGACUCCUAGCCUGCUAGUAUUUUAUUUAUCUGCAUUUAAUUUAAUUUCAAAUGCAUUGUAUUUCAGACCCCUCACAGUCAUGGCCACCACCAGCCUCAAUUCCAAUCUCCCUGCUAGCACACAUCCCAACACAGAAGAUGCCUCUCCAUUUCCCGCCGGGCUACUACCACUCCACAGGAGGCUGCUGAGGGGAGGAUGGCUCAUAAUAAUGGCUGGAACAGAGCGUUCCACCUCCUGUGUACCACUGUCAUAUCAAUAGGAGGGACAGGAAGCAAUGACGUCAUCACUACGCUGCCUCCCAUCGUGAUGUACAGUACUACUCAGGCUCCAAGCCCCUUGACUAGUCCUGCUGAACUCACAUCCCAUCCACACUUCCUGUCUGAAGACUCAAUCUGUCCCUGCUCUGGAUUAAAGAUACAUGGUGGUGGGUCAACUGUGGUGGGCAAUGUUGGGCCACCGCCUGUUCUAAUAUGCAGAUAGAAAUCUGGUGAAGUAAAUACACUGGGAGUCCAGGACUGCAUCCUAAAUGGCACCC
This is a messenger RNA of Coregonus clupeaformis (lake whitefish), 1675 nucleotides long. RefSeq lists its product as uncharacterized. The transcript is spliced from 2 exons. Bases 126 to 884 code for a protein of 252 amino acids. The record is from RefSeq and is a predicted model, not a curated record. NCBI's taxonomy places the organism in Eukaryota, Metazoa, Chordata, Actinopteri, Salmoniformes, Salmonidae.